CGAUUGGCACGAAGAUAGAAGGGGAGGACACUCCGAUAACGUCGUCUUCGUCAACCUUGACUUGCUGCGUCAUGAAGCUGUCCCCUCGAGCCUUUCGCAUUUCCUUCAAGCUCGUUCUCGACACUGACGACGCGAGUACGUGUACCCCCUCCGACCCCGCUAUGAACUCUGCCCGGACUGGUUGUCGUUCCCCUCUUAGCUCCCUCCAUGAAGCAUCCGUCGAACAAUGGCUCGCAUCGAGCUACUCGCCCAUAUGCCGAGGUGAAAGCCUUUUGGUUUUGGUGCAGCCUUCGUCAUUCUAAUGCCCGUUGAAGAGCUACCCUCGACCUUCCUGCGGUCUCAGCGCAUCUUUGGCUUGCAUCUCAACCACCUGCUCGGACCUGGCCCAUAUUCUCGAGCACAACCUCUACGCUCAUCGAUCUGCUUCCCCAUGACGCCCUCCACUCGAAGUUCUGGCUUGAUUUACAGCACACUUAUUCUGCCACGCCAUUGCGCGAACUCCGCUAGUACCGACGACGCGCAUGCUGGCAAUAUUGAUACCCCUCAUCGUCCGACUGAUAGCAUCUUGCAUACCUUCCUCGCUAAUUAUCAGCAUCAAGGCUUGUACGUGAACACCAUCUCCAAUGCCAGUGCGCAAACUCCGCUCGGACUGUCAGCAUCCUUGUCCGACGUCAAGCACCCUCCGACAUCAAGGACCCUCCACCUUUUGGCUGAGAGGCUUUGCCGGGUCAGGUGUGCUCGAUGGCGGGCCGCUCGACCUCCACCACCAUACCAUCGCUUGCGAUGGAAGGACCCCGGCUUAUUGGCAGGGAGGUUUGUGUCGUGACCCCCCGAACCUCC
This is a messenger RNA of Schizophyllum commune H4-8, 840 nucleotides long. RefSeq lists its product as uncharacterized. The transcript is spliced from 3 exons. The record is from RefSeq and is a predicted model, not a curated record. The coding region runs from base 302 to 826 and encodes 174 amino acids. NCBI's taxonomy places the organism in Eukaryota, Fungi, Basidiomycota, Agaricomycetes, Agaricales, Schizophyllaceae.